GCGGCCGGAAGCGCGGGGCGGGCGAUGCUGGCUGCGGGGCGCCGCGUGGCCUGCGCCGUGUCCGGCGGGGUGGACAGCGCCGUGGCCGCCCUGCUGCUGCGCCGCCGAGGCUACCAGGUGACGGGCGUCUUCAUGAAGAACUGGGACGCCCUGGAUGAGCAAGGGGCUUGCUCCAUUGACAGAGAUUGCGAAGAUGCUUACCGGGUUUGUCAGAAGCUGGAUAUUCCUUUUCACCAGGUUUCCUAUGUGAAAGAGUACUGGAAUGAAGUUUUCAGUGACCUCUUAAAAGAGUAUGAGUUGGGAAGGACUCCUAAUCCUGAUAUUGUGUGUAACAAGCACAUCAAAUUCAACUACUUCCUUCAUUAUGCUAUGGAUAACCUUGGAGCAGAUGCAAUUGCUACUGGGCAUUAUGCUAGGACCUCACUGGAGGAUGAGGAAGUGUUUCAACAGAAACAUAUUAAAAGACCACAAAGGCUUUUCAGAAACCGUUUUGAAGUUAGAAAUACUGUGAAACUCCUUCAGGGGGCUGACCUCAUUAAGGACCAGACCUUCUUUCUAAGUCAGAUCUCUCAGGAUGCUUUGAGGAAAACCAUUUUCCCUUUAGGAGAUUUAACAAAAAGUUUUGUAAAGAAGAUAGCAGCAGAACAUGACCUUCAUCACGUGCUAAAGAAAAAAGAGAGUAUGGGAGUCUGUUUUAUUGGUGAAAGAAACUUUGAAAAUUUCCUUCUUGAGUAUUUAGAACCUCAACCAGGUAACUUUGUUUCCAUUGAAGAUAAGAAGGUGAUGGGAACACACAAAGGUUGGUUUCUCUACACAAUAGGCCAGAGGGCUAGACUAGCAGGCCUGAAGGAUGCUUGGUUUGUUGUAGACAAAGAUUUCAGCACUGGAGAUGUCUUUGUGGCACCAUCAACAGAUCACCCUGCUCUGUACAGAGACCUAUUGCGGACAAACCGAGUGCACUGGAUAGCAGAGGAACCUCCUGCUGAGCUUGUUAGAGAGAAGAUGAUGGAAUGUCAUUUCAGGUUUCGGCACCAGAUGGCACUGGUGCCUUGUGUGCUGACACUAAACCAAGAUGGGAGUGUCUGGGUGACACUAGUGAAGCCAGCAAGAGCUAUCACACCUGGGCAGUUUGCAGUGUUCUACAAGGGUGACGAGUGCUUGGGCAGUGGGAAGAUCCUAAGGAUGGGCCCAUCGCUGUACACCAUGCAACAGGGCAGACAUCGAGAGGAGGAUGCAAAGAAGGAGGAGACUGACAAAGUAGAACCAGUAACAUAACACAUGGGCUUGUUUUCUGAAAGCAAAAACAAGGACUGAGGACUUUGGAGACUUUGCUGCCCAAGAAUAAUAAAAAUAAUAAUAAAACAUAUUGUAUUUGAUCCGUGUAUUCUAAAGGUCUGUUGAACAUCAAGUCCCAGCUUUUGAUUGUUAGCACUGAACAGGUUUAAAAGUAAAGCCAGUUUGGUACAAUCUUACUGGACUGGUCAGUGAUAUUUAUGUUAAUAUGUAUCACAGUCUGUCUUUAAGUCAGUGUGUAAUAGUAGUUAUAUGUACGAGAAUUUUAAUAUAAAAAUUGUGUCUGAAAUCAUAACUCUACCUUUUAAGCAUAAGUGAAGUCUUUUUCUUACUUGGAAGAUACCGGCCUCUAGGUGAAGUAUAUAUGUUGUUUUGCAGUGAGUGUAUGUUUGUGCUUUGAACUCUGGAAAAGGAAUGAGUGAUAUUUAAUUUCAGCAUUUUGAAUGAACUCUGAGCAACAGAUACUUAUUUUUAAUUUAAUACAGUUUUAUAAGAAAUGCUUUAGAUUCUUAAGGUGUAUUGUGGUUUUAGCUGUUUACAUAAUUCAGAAUUACAGAUCAAGGGGCUUAAAAGCAAUGUUGAUAGUUAAAUUUUUCACACAACUGACUUAUUUUUUGUUAACUACCAAGGACAGGCUUUUUGUUUUGUCUCCUGGAGAAGAGAAUCUAUUGUCAUGCUUCAGCAAAAUGCAAAUUCAUAUCCAUUGCUAUAUUAUAUAGAUAACUUAAUGUAGACCUGAUAAUAAUUGGAUCUUGGAUCAUGCCAUGUGUCAAAAUGGAGUGGUAUUAGGAAGAGCUAUGUACCCCUGUCCAAAUUAUUCAGUUACAACGGCUGAAUGCGUGUUGACAGCAAGUCAACAAAAUUGAAAUCCUGUCUUCUAACACCACAGUAGAAGGUAACAUUCACUGAAGUCUAACUGUGCAGGAGCAGAUCUUUCCAGAUGGGUGUAGAAUUUUGAGAUUUACAUCCACUUUGGGCCUAAGGAAAGCGCUGUACCAUGAACAGCUCUUUUCAGCAGAUCUGAAGGCUUUGAUUUAUAUGUAGCCUUCUGUCCUUUUCUUUUAGCUUAGAAGAUCCUAAGAAUCCCUUUUAUUCCUUCUUGCAAGAAAAGUAAAAGGUAGUCUCUUUUCUCCAGAGUGGAAAUAUAUAAUGGGGAGAAGACACUCUUCAUUGUCUACUUGGUAGUCUGGCAAAGUUAAACACAGUUCAGGGAACCCUAUGGAAAAAACGUAGACUGUUAAAAUCUUAUGUAUUUGUUUGACAUUACAGUAGAUCUGUUUGAGAGAGGAAGAAAGCCAUCCUUUUUCACCAGUGCCAAAAUCAGUUCAGUUUUGAAGUGUCUUCAGAAUGUCUGUCCAUGUGCGGGUUAACUGUAAAGACUAUUCAUGCUUCACAUCAACUCCUGAUUUGUGUUACAUUAGUUGUGUUAUGGGUCCUGGUCAUGACCUCUGUAUUUUUCUUAAUGUUUUCCUAAUCUUACCUGAAACUUUUGUCUCUGCAAAAUGUGGUAUUAAUUACAAAGGAGUUAAUACUCCACAUUUUCCUCACUUGAGUUUUCCAGUAAAUGUCCCAAUUAAAAUCUUCACAAAUGUUUUGUGUUA
Molecule: messenger RNA, 2894 nt
Organism: Apus apus (common swift)
Lineage: Eukaryota; Metazoa; Chordata; Aves; Apodiformes; Apodidae
Gene: TRMU
Product: tRNA mitochondrial 2-thiouridylase
Exons: 11
Coding region: 25-1275 (416 amino acids)
Biological process (GO): tRNA wobble position uridine thiolation
Cellular component (GO): mitochondrion
Molecular function (GO): sulfurtransferase activity
Source: RefSeq, a predicted model, not a curated record